AUGCUAUCGAUCAUAAUUUUGAUAGGUUUAUCAAUAAUAGCCUACGUUUUUACUGAUGAAUUAAUACCAAAACUAAGUGAAUUAUUUAUCAAAGCGGGCAUAUAUGGAAUAGACUUGUGUAAAACUAGUAAAGAAAGAAUCCCAGAAGCUGUCGGUGUCGUAUCGGGAUGUGUAUUUUUAGUUACGAGUUUUCUUUUUAUACCAAUAGUUUUUGGAAGCAGUCUUAUGAAUAGAGAGCAUUUCCCCCAUAAUGAAUUUGCGGAAUUACUGGCUGCAUUGUUAUCUAUAUGCUGCAUGCUACUCUUGGGAUUUGCUGAUGAUGUUUUGGAUUUAAGAUGGAGAUACAAAUUGAUUUUGCCGACAGUAGCUUCAUUGCCUCUACUUGUAGUUUAUUAUGUAAAUUUUAAUUCUACUACAUUUAUAGUUCCUAUACCACUAAGACAAUAUUUAGGAGCGUCUGUAAAUAUUGGUUUCCUAUAUUACAUAUACAUGGGAAUGUUGGCAGUUUUUUGUACAAAUGCCAUAAACAUUUUAGCUGGUAUAAAUGGCCUAGAAGUAGGUCAGUCAGUGAUAAUAGCAAUAUCUAUUAUAGUUUUUGAUGUCAUAGAAUUGAGAGGAGACCAGUAUAAAGCACAUUGUUUUUCACUCCACAUCAUGAUACCAUACUUAGCGACAACUUUGGCAUUAUUAAAACAUAAUUGGUAUCCGUCCAAGGUGUUUGUUGGCGACACAUUCUGCUACGUAUCGGGCAUGACGUUCGCAGUAGUUGGUAUUCUUAGUCACUUCAUGUAA
Parnassius apollo (apollo) is the source of this 792-nucleotide messenger RNA. The record is from the annotation of a GenBank genome assembly. Lineage: Eukaryota; Metazoa; Arthropoda; Insecta; Lepidoptera; Papilionidae.